Molecule: messenger RNA, 597 nt
Organism: Paracoccidioides brasiliensis Pb18
Exons: 2
Coding region: 1-597 (198 amino acids)
Source: RefSeq, a predicted model, not a curated record
AUGGCCGAUGAGGAAGAGGUUAGAAACAGGCCGCAGCAAACCCGGGCCAAUGCCAGCCCUUGCCAGCCCUUGCCAGCCAGCCAAGGCUCUCUGGCUCAGGGCUCUGGCUCAGGGCUCUCUGGCUUCUGGCUUCGCAAAGUCUGCUCAGGGGCAUCUGAGAGAUUCCGCCAACCUUUCUUUCCCGCCCUUUCUCCCGCAGGAGCGAACCGUGGGAGCCAGCCAGCUAGAGCUUGGAAGCAGACACAUCAAUGGCAGCAGCCAAAGGUGCAACGAUCGUGUCACGGAGUGCAAGCACACCUGUCUCGGCGGGUGGUUGGGAAGAUUCCAGUCCAGCUUCCAAGUGGCCCUUAUCGGAAGCUGCAGUUUGGGCGCCCAAUCACUGGUGCGACACUUAUGGGACCUGGCCUGACACAGUUUAACACAGUUUGGGCUUACAACGCAGAUCACGUCCCAAACGGCCACUUUUUGAGACUUCUCAGACCACCCGCAUAUAGGAACCAGCCGAAGUCAACGUCUGAUAACUAUCUUCUGUUGGGUAGGAACAACGCAACCCGGUCAAAUGAUCUUUCGAAAACUAACGGCCCUGCCAUGCCUUGA